AUGUUUAAGAACGUAGUUGGUAAAAUAGGAAAGAUACAAGUUAUCUAUGGCCCGAUGUUUAGUGGCAAGACUACUGAACUCAUUCGUCGAAUCAAGAGGUUCAAUCUUACCAAUCAAAAGUGUCUCCUCAUUAAAUACAGUAAAGAUACAAGAUACAAUGAGAUAGACCGUAGUCUUUUAUAUACACACGACAAACAAAAUUAUCAAGCAUUCCCAUGUUCAGUGUUGGAAGAAGCAAAGGAUAAAGCACUUGAUUACGAUGUAAUCGGUAUUGAUGAAGGUCAAUUUUUUCAAGAUAUAGUUCCAUUUAGUGAAGAUCUUGCUAAUCGAGGCAAGACUGUCAUUGUUGCAGCACUUGAUGGUACAUUCCAAAGAAAACCCUUUGGGACUGUACUCGAGUUGGUCCCAAAGGCAGAGAGCAUUACAAAGCUUACAGCGGUUUGCAUGCAAUGCUUCAAAGAUGCACCAUUCACCAAAAGAAUCGUUCCUGAUGAAACGGUUGAACUCAUUGGAGGAGCCGAUAAAUAUAUAUCAGUUUGUAGAGAAUGUUAUCAUGCUGAAGAUAUUAAUUUAAAUCAAAAUCAAAAUCAAAAUAAUAAUAAUAGAAAUAAUAAUAAUAGUAAUAAUAGUAAUAAGGUUUAA
This is a messenger RNA of Cavenderia fasciculata, 642 nucleotides long. RefSeq names its product thymidine kinase (gene thyB). Gene Ontology annotation, biological process: thymidine metabolic process. The record is from RefSeq and is a predicted model, not a curated record. The coding region runs from base 1 to 642 and encodes 213 amino acids. Gene Ontology annotation, molecular function: thymidine kinase activity; ATP binding. The transcript has 3 exons. NCBI's taxonomy places the organism in Eukaryota, Evosea, Eumycetozoa, Acytosteliales, Cavenderiaceae.